AAUAAUGCCGGCAGCAUGUCUGCACAUUCCAUGCUCUGUGAACGAAUCGCCAUAGCCAAGGAAUUGAUCAAGAGAGCAGAGUCCCUUUCCAGAUCAAGAAAAGGUGGUAUUGAAGGUGGUGCAAAGCUAUGCAGCAAACUGAAGGCAGAAUUAAAAUUCUUACAAAAAGUAGAAGCUGGGAAAGUAGCUAUUAAGGAAUCUCAUUUACAGAGCACGAAUCUGACGCAUUUAAGAGCCAUUGUGGAAUCAGCGGAAAACCUAGAAGAAGUUGUGAGCGUUCUUCAUGUCUUUGGUUACACAGAUACAUUUGGAGAAAAGCAGACCCUUGUGGUGGAUGUAGUUGCAAAUGGUGGUCACACUUGGGUGAAAGCCAUUGGCCGAAAGGCUGAAGCUCUGCACAACAUUUGGCUUGGCAGGGGCCAGUAUGGUGACAAAAGCAUCAUUGAGCAGGCUGAAGACUUCCUCCAGGCCAGUCACCAGCAGCCAGUGCAGUAUAGCAACCCUCACAUUAUCUUUGCAUUUUACAACAGUGUCUCCAGCCCCAUGGCAGAGAAGCUGAAAGAAAUGGGCAUAUCUGUGAGAGGGGACAUAGUGGCAGUUAACGCUCUGUUAGACCACCCUGAAGAGCAACAACUGAGUGGGUGUGAAUCAGAUGAUGAGGGCCCGGAACUUUGGCAGGUGACCAGAGUAGACCGAGCAAAUAUACUGGCAAGUGUUGCGUUUCCAACAGAAAUCAAGGUCGAUGUGUGCAAAAGGGUCAAUCUGGACAUUACGACUUUAAUUACAUACGUAUCUGCCCUCAGUUAUGGAGGCUGCCACUUCAUCUUCAAAGAAAAAGUCCUCACAGAGCAAGCAGAGCAGGAGAGGAGAGAGCAGGUUCUACCUCAGCUGGAGAAAUUUAUGAAGGACAAGGAAUUGUUUGCUUGUGAAUCUGCUGUCAAGGAUUUUCAGUCAAUUCUAGACACCUUAGGAGGACCUGGGGAGAGAGAGAGGGCCACUAUGCUAAUUAAGCGAAUCAGUGUGGUGCCAGACCAGCCUUCUGAGCGUGCCUUGAGACUAGUGGCUAGUUCAAAAAUCAAUAGCCGCUCAUUAACCAUUUUUGGAACUGGAGACACCCUAAAAGCCAUCACAAUGACUGCAAAUAGUGGUUUUGUCAGAGCUGCUAACAACCAGGGUGUUAAGUUUAGUGUAUUUAUCCAUCAGCCCAGAGCACUUACUGAGAGCAAAGAGGCCUUUGCUACCCCUUUGACAAAAAACUACACAACUGGCAGUGAAUACUAAUAAUAUCCUUUAAAUGUUCUCAUAGAAGUAAGUUAUCUAGAGACCAAAGUUUCAGUCUUUCCAUCUAAAUUGGGAGGGGGGAGAAUGGUUGUUAGUACAGAUAAUUCAUUAUAAUUCUUAAACCAGUAGUUUUUUGUAUCUCAUACGUAUUUAAAGUGUAUAAUCUUUUAAAGUUAAAAACACCCAAGAAACAACUUUCUCAAAUUGUCUGUUAGAGCAAAUUAAGAACAAAACCACACCUACAUAAAGCUUUUAACUGUAGUGCAAUAGUUUAAUUUGUCUGAUUCAGUAGGGUUAAAAUCUGCCACCCACCCCUACCCUGCCGCCCUCAAUAAAUAAUCUCAUUUCAUGGAAUAUGGCUACACUACAUCUUUCAUUAAAUAUUUGGAGAUAAUUC
Molecule: messenger RNA, 1678 nt
Organism: Chrysochloris asiatica (Cape golden mole)
Lineage: Eukaryota; Metazoa; Chordata; Mammalia; Afrosoricida; Chrysochloridae
Gene: CUNH7orf25
Product: chromosome unknown open reading frame, human C7orf25
Exons: 1
Coding region: 16-1281 (421 amino acids)
Source: RefSeq, a predicted model, not a curated record